This is a messenger RNA of Panthera uncia (snow leopard), 6629 nucleotides long. It is a transcript of the gene NDUFS1, whose product is annotated as NADH:ubiquinone oxidoreductase core subunit S1. Gene Ontology annotation, molecular function: iron-sulfur cluster binding; NADH dehydrogenase (ubiquinone) activity. Gene Ontology annotation, cellular component: membrane. The record is from RefSeq and is a predicted model, not a curated record. NCBI's taxonomy places the organism in Eukaryota, Metazoa, Chordata, Mammalia, Carnivora, Felidae. The transcript is spliced from 18 exons. Gene Ontology annotation, biological process: ATP synthesis coupled electron transport. The coding region runs from base 4446 to 6629 and encodes 727 amino acids.
CUUCUAGUCCCUCCUGGCUUCCCGUUCUCCGGCCCGGCGGGCGAGGUCAGCCGAGGCCGCCAUAUUGAAUAAGCAAGCGGGUCUCUCUGAGGGGGUUGGUGCGGUGCAGACAGUUCUGCAGAGCGGCUUCGGCGGCUCCAGGGGGAAGGUGAGGUCGUGCUUGGGUGAGAAGGCUGAGGUGCCUCUUGCCACAGGAGUUGAUUUCUUGACGAGACUGUUUCCUUUGGCCCAGGUGACUCAUUCUACUCUUGUCCUUGACUGGGUGCCGCGUCUCACCCCGCCUCCGGCACCCCCGAGAGCCGGCAGGUGAGGGCUGUUAGCCAUGGUCUCUGGUCUUUCGGAGCAGAAAGCUGGUGGAGGAGUAGGAAGCCCUGGGAGCGCUGGCCUGGAGACAGGCUUGUGGGUGACCUUCACUGUGCAAGGGAAAUGCAGGUCAUUCCCCUUUGUGGAGCCGAGGCCGUUUUGUUCCCCGGGAGAGGAUCUAUGUACUUGACUUAGGCCCGCGGAUUGAGCAUUGCCCCCACCGAGUUCACACGUACUUGAUACAGUACGUUGUUGGCCGCUAUUGCCUUAGCCACCAUCCACUCCUCGGGGGUUUUUUGUUGUUUUUGCUUUUGUCCAUUGAGUGCGUUGGGGAACAUUUUUUAUCCCUUUCCCUGGUGGGGAAACUAGGAAAUAUUUAAAAGCUUUGCCCCAGGUCGCAUUGCGGAUAACACCGCUUCGUUGCUUAAAAGUUCCUGGGAUCUAACGCGCGUACCGGGAGACCGUGGACGCGCCCCAGCUCCGCUCGAGAACGAAUAGAGGGCGUUGAAAAUGUAACGUGAAUCGUGUCUGCUGAAUAAACUUCAAGUUGUUUCUUUACGGAAUGUUCUUUCCACCGAGUUGCGUGUGCAUCGUUAAGCAGGGUGUUUGCUAUAAGGCUGUCAGAGCACCUGCACUUUUUAAUUCCAGGAAAGUGGAAGUUAAGUUUCGGCCAGAGAUUAGACAUAGAAUUCAUUUAGCAAAUAGUUCUCGAACGUCUGCUAUGAACUAGAACCGAGUCCACGAAGAAUAAAAUGGGUGAUAGGACUAGGGAGUAGUUGGGGAAUUUAGGACAGGCUGAUCAAGGAAAGUUUCCCUGAAGAAUGGCUUUUAAGCCCGAAUUAGAAGGACAAGGAGAGGCCAGAAAGCUCUGAAGGAAUGCAUUGAAGUCCGAGGCCACAGCCUGUGGGAAGAUGGGAGAGGCUGUAGGAACAGUGUAGAAAGCAGGAGACCUGUUGGGGGGGCUUUUAUAAUAGUUCAGGCAAGACGAUGGUGGCUUCCAAUAGAGUGGUACCUUGGAGAGAAGUGCGUGGAUGCAGGCUAUAUGGUAGGGAAUAUAUUGUAUUGUUCCUAUGCUAAAAUUGUCCAGUCUAGUUUUAGAAAUGAUUGGUCAUUAACAUUUUCCCAUUUGGAGGCGAUUAUCUCCAUUCCCACGCGGUAGAUAAAUACAUGUAAAGUACAGAUUAAAUAAAGUUUUGUGAAACUGUCUUUUGUUGGGGCUAUGCACUAUUCCCUGCUGGAUUUUCAAGAGACCACCUAUUGCUGCUUGAUUUCCUAGCUAAAGUGGGCAAUACUUUUAUAUUGUAUGGAGACAAAAUAAUAGUAAGAAAGUGUUGACGUUGUGUGAAAUAUUGAUUAUUGAUUUUCAUUGUCACUAUUAAUUCAGCAAAUUCAGAUUUACCUUUAUAUUGCAAUAGAUUUUAAUAAGAUAGAGUUUACUCAUUUUGGAACUUGACAAGAUUAUUUGAUGGUUAUUUUUUUCAAGGGCUAGGUCUUCGGAAAAGGGAAAUGACCAAAUUGCACUAUUCCUCUUCAAGGAGCUUACAGUUUAGUAGGUACUAAAAUCAAUUACUAACCUACAGUUUAGUAGGUGGAAUAAUAAAGUUAUGUACACAAUGUGUGCCUAUGGUACAGAGAGGGAGUACCAAGGAAGAGGACUUUGAAACUGAUUUUCAGUGGCUAUUUCUGUCUAUGUUGAAUUUAGUUCUAAUUGACAUUUACUGAACUCCUAAUACCACAUAAUCUAGGAAGUAUUGUUUGCUUCCUGAUCUGUACAUUAAGCAGAAACUCUGAUUUAUCAAAAAUCACUCAUUGGUAUGUGGUAGCCUUCAUGUCUGCAAAUUCAGUAUCACAAGUUGAAUUAAUGAAUUUUAUGAAUUAACAAGUCUGAAUUAGAAAGCUUGUUAUACCUCUUCUAUAAUAGAUAUGUGAAACUUUAUGCUUAAAACUUAUGUAUACAUACUGUUUUCUCUCUUUACUUUUGAAAGUCAUUAUGUUGAUACUUUUUUUUUUUUAAGUUUAUUUUGAGAGAGCGUGUGUGUGUGUGUGUGUGUGUGUGCGCGCGUGGGGAGAGGGAGAGUGAGAGAGAGUCCCAAGCAGGCUCCAUGCUGUCAGUGUAGCGCCCCAGGCAGGGCUGGAUCUCAUGAGCCAUGAGGUCAUGACCUGAGCGGAAACCAAGAGUCUGUCACUCAACUGUGCCACCCAGGUGCCCCUACAUUGAUACAUUCUGAUCACAUAAUUUCCAUUUUUAGAAGUUCCAAGUGAAAAAUUAUAGUUUAGAUGCUUAGCCCAUUUGAUCAAGUGAGUAGACAAAAAGUUCAGUUCCAAGCCCUUAUGAUCAAAUGAAUGGAUGAAAACUCUAAAGUUCAGUUAACAUUCUGUUUGCUUACGUAUGUCUUUAAUGGGUGUUAUUUAUAUAAUUCAUUCCUAUUUCUUUCAGUAAUUCAACAAAGAUUUAUUACGGGAUACUGUCCUGUGUACUGUAGGAUGUUUAGUAGUACCCUGGCCUCUACCCACUAGAUGCUAGUAACCUCCCCCCAAGCUGUGACAACAGUGUGUACAGAUGAUGCCAAAUGUUCCCUGGGAAACAAAACUGUACCUGGUUGAGAACCACUGUUUUAUUUAUUUGUUUUUAAAUUUUUAUUUAUUUUGAAAGAGAGAGAGAAAGAGUGUGAAUCGGGGAGGAGCAGAGAGAGAGGGAGAGGGAAUCUCAAGCAGGCUCUGAGGUGUCAGCACAGAGCCCAAUGCCCGGCUCGAUCUCAAACGGUGAGAUCAUGACCUGAGUCAAAAUCAAGCCUCAGAUGCUCAACUGACUGAACCACCAAGGCACUCCUAUUUAUUUAUUUAUUUAUUUUUAAUUGUUUUUAACGUUUAUUCAUUUUUGAGAGACAGAGACAGCAUGAGUGGGGGAGGAGCAGAGAGAGAGGGAGACCCAGACUAUGAAGCAGGCUCCAGGCUCUGAGCCAGCACAGAGCCUGACGCAGGGCUCGAACUCACAAGCCGUGAGAUUGUGACCUGAGCCAAAGUCGGACUCUCAACUGACUGAGCCACCCAGGCGCCCCUUUAUUUAUUUAUUUUUUAAAGUUUAUUUAUUUUGUGAGAGAGAAAGCACGAACAGAGGAGGGGCAGAGAGAGAGGGAGAGAGAAUCCCAGGCAAGCCCCACCCUGUCAGCACAGAGCCCCACGCAGGUCUCAAGCCCGCAAACCAUGAGGUCAUGACCUGAGCCAAAACCAAGAGUCAGUUGUCCAACUGAUUGAGCCACCCAGGCACCCUGAGAACCACUAUUUUAGAGCUUACUGUGUAUCAGCCUUGGAAAUAGGCACCAAAGAUACAAAGAUUCAAGAAGUUCAUUAAUCCAAUGAGGGUAGAACAGACCUAUAAUUGCAAAUCUGUAAAAUAAUUGUACCAAGCCCAGAAAAUGGCUCUCCAGAUACUUAAAAGGCUUGGACUUCUGAGCCAUCUCAGAAUCUCAGGAACAUUUAGUAGAUGACUGCUUAGAACACGGAAAGUUAGGGGCGCCUGGGUGGCCUAGUCGGUUGGGCGUCCGACUUUGGCUCAGGUCAUGAUCUCACGGUCCAUGAGUUCGAGCCCCGCGUCAGGCUCUGUGCUGACAACUCGGAGCCUGGAGCCUGCUUGGGAUUCUGUGUCUCUCUCUCUGACCCUCCCCUGUUCAUGUUCUGUCUCUCUUUGUCUCAAAAAUAAAUAAACAUUAAAAAAAAUAAAUAAAAAAAAAAAGAACAUGGAAUGUUAGAAUGAGUAUUGCUACGAAAUGAAGGCAGAAGGUCUUAUUUACAUAGUAUUAAUGAUAAGCUCACUUAUUCUUAAAAUUUAUAUUACUACAUAGUAGUGUUUUACAUUUGAUUGUUUAUACUUUAAAAACGACAACACUGCCCUUUACGUAAAUUUGAUUACUAGCUAUUCCUUCUUAGCUCCUUGACAUUGUACAAGUCAGUUAGUUACUCUCUCUCAGACUGAGUAUUCUCAUCUCUAGAAUUUGAGGAAAAAUAUCAGGACUUGUGAAUGUUCAAUGAAAUAAUGUAUGUAAAGUGCUAUUAAACUUAAAAACCAUUACCCAAAAGUUUGUAAUUAGAGUUUUAUUAUUUCCUAUGAUAAUAUAACUCUUCUUUGUUUUAUUCUUAGCAAUAUGUUAAGGAUACCUCUAAAAAGGGCCUUAGUAGGCCUUUCUAAGUCUCAUAAAGGAUGUGUUCGAACAACUGCCACAGCAGCAAGCAACUUAAUUGAAGUAUUUGUCGAUGGUCAGUCUGUCAUGGUGGAACCAGGAACUACCGUACUCCAAGCUUGUGAGAAGGUUGGCAUGCAGAUCCCUCGAUUCUGUUAUCAUGAAAGAUUGUCUGUUGCUGGAAACUGUAGGAUGUGCCUUGUUGAAAUUGAGAAAGCUCCUAAGGUUGUGGCAGCUUGUGCCAUGCCAGUAAUGAAAGGUUGGAAUAUCCUGACAAACUCAGAGAAAUCUAAGAAAGCAAGAGAAGGUGUGAUGGAGUUCUUGUUAGCAAAUCACCCACUGGACUGUCCUAUUUGUGACCAGGGAGGUGAAUGUGAUCUGCAGGACCAGUCCAUGAUGUUUGGAAAUGAUAGGAGCAGAUUUUUAGAUGGGAAACGUGCUGUGGAGGACAAGAAUAUUGGGCCAUUGGUAAAGACUAUCAUGACUAGAUGUAUACAGUGUACUCGCUGCAUCAGGUUUGCAAGUGAGAUUGCAGGAGUAGAUGAUUUGGGAACAACAGGCAGAGGAAAUGAUAUGCAAGUUGGCACGUACAUUGAAAAGAUGUUCAUGUCUGAACUGUCUGGAAAUAUCAUUGAUAUCUGCCCUGUAGGUGCCCUGACUUCGAAGCCCUAUGCUUUUACUGCCCGCCCUUGGGAAACAAGAAAGACGGAAUCCAUUGAUGUAAUGGAUGCAGUUGGAAGUAAUAUUGUGGUAAGCACAAGAACUGGAGAGGUGAUGCGGAUUUUGCCAAGGAUGCAUGAGGACAUCAAUGAAGAGUGGAUCUCUGAUAAAACCAGAUUUGCCUAUGAUGGGCUAAAACGUCAAAGACUAACCGAGCCAAUGGUCAGAAAUGAAAAGGGGCUUUUAACCUACACUUCCUGGGAAGAUGCACUCUCUCGUGUAGCUGGAAUGUUGCAGAGUGUUCAAGGCAAGGAUGUGGCAGCAAUUGCAGGUGGCUUGGUGGAUGCUGAAGCCCUGGUAGCUCUCAAAGAUUUGCUUAAUAGAGUGGACUCUGACACCUUGUGCACUGAAGAGGUCUUCCCCACUGCAGGAGCUGGCACAGAUUUGCGUUCUAAUUAUCUUCUUAAUACUACAAUUGCUGGUGUGGAAGAGGCAGAUGUUCUCCUUCUGGUUGGUACAAAUCCGCGUUUUGAGGCGCCACUGUUUAAUGCUAGAAUUCGAAAGAGCUGGCUUCAUAAUGACUUAAAAGUGGCCCUUAUUGGCAGCCCAGUGGAUCUCACUUACAGAUAUGACCAUCUGGGAGAUUCCCCCAAAAUUCUUCAGGAGAUUGCUUUGGGUAACCAUCCGUUCAGCCAGGUAUUACAUGAAGCUAAAAAACCAGUGGUGGUUUUAGGCAGUUCUGCACUCCAAAGAAAUGAUGGGGCAGCAAUUCUUGCAGCUGUUUCCAACAUUGCUCAAAAGAUUCGGAUGAGUAGUGGUGUUACCAGUGAUUGGAAAGUUAUGAAUAUCCUUCAUAGGAUUGCAAGCCAAGUAGCUGCUUUGGACCUUGGCUAUAAACCUGGGGUGGAAACAAUUCGUAAAAGCCCUCCCAAAGUGCUAUUUCUCCUGGGAGCAGAUGGAGGUUGUAUCACUCGACAGGAUUUGCCAAAGGAUUGUUUCAUUAUUUAUCAAGGACAUCAUGGAGACGUUGGAGCUCCAAUAGCUGAUGUUAUUCUCCCAGGCGCUGCUUACACAGAAAAGUCAGCCACUUAUGUCAAUACUGAAGGCCGAGCUCAGCAGACAAGGGUAGCAGUGACACCUCCUGGCUUGGCAAGAGAAGACUGGAAAAUUAUAAGAGCCCUCUCUGAGAUUGCAGGUAUGACUCUUCCAUAUGAUACUCUGGAUCAAGUAAGGAACAGAUUGGAGGAAGUCUCUCCUAAUCUUGUCCGAUAUGAUGAUGUCGAAGGAGCCAAUUAUUUCCAGCAAGCAAAUGAGCUCUCCAAGCUAGUGAACCAGCAACUUCUUGCUGAUCCGCUUGUUCCACCUCAGCUAACAAUAAAAGACUUCUACAUGACAGACUCAAUUAGCAGAGCCUCACAGACAAUGGCCAAAUGUGUCAAAGCUGUCACAGAAGGUGCCCAAGCAGUAGAGGAGCCAUCCAUUUGCUGA